AUGAUUGAAGGGACAGAGCUGUUCAGUCAAGUACAAGACGCGAAAGGAAAUUACGAUUCGAAAUUACACAUCGCGGAGAUGAUAGCACUGCUCGGCUCACAGCUCAAGAAGUUCCUUGUGAUGUCAGAUUCCAUGGCGGAAUUUGAGUGGUCUCCACCCAUUAAAGAUAAGAGAGUAAAGCACAAGAGCAACAGGGAGUAUUUCGGUGGACCGUUUUUCGAUGAUCAAGUAAAUUCCUCUGAAAUGACCUGA
This is a messenger RNA of Talaromyces stipitatus ATCC 10500, 252 nucleotides long. RefSeq lists its product as uncharacterized. The transcript is spliced from 2 exons. The record is from RefSeq and is a predicted model, not a curated record. Bases 1 to 252 code for a protein of 83 amino acids. NCBI's taxonomy places the organism in Eukaryota, Fungi, Ascomycota, Eurotiomycetes, Eurotiales, Trichocomaceae.